AUGCAGCUUAACCGGGUGACAGUGAAGAAGCGUUAUCCCCUACCCAGGAUUGAUGAUUUGUUUGACCAACUAAGGGGUGCUCAGGGAAUUAGUGUGGAUCUUCAGAAGAUUUCGGCAGUGUCUACAUGGGAGCAACUGAGGAAUGUUACGGAAGUGAGGAGCUUUCUGGGGCUAGCUGGCUAUUACCGACGUUUUGUGCAGGACUUCUCACCUAUCGCUCUGCCUUUUACUAAGUUGACCCAAAGGGGGUCAAAUUUGAAUGGGAUGAGAAUUGUGAACGGAGUUUUCAGGAGCUCAACACAACGUCUUACUCACACCCCUGUCCUUGCUCUUCCAGACGAUGGCGGUGAGUUUGAAAUCUACAGUGAUGGAUCCUUAUCAGGAUUGGGUUGUGUUCUGAUGCAGGAUAGGAAAGUCAUCGCCUAUGCUUCCAGGCAGCUCAAGAAUCACGAGAGAAACUAUCCCACUCAUGAUCUGUAA
Molecule: messenger RNA, 480 nt
Organism: Pyrus x bretschneideri (Chinese white pear)
Lineage: Eukaryota; Viridiplantae; Streptophyta; Magnoliopsida; Rosales; Rosaceae
Exons: 2
Coding region: 1-480 (159 amino acids)
Source: RefSeq, a predicted model, not a curated record